AAAUGGACUUGUUUAGUUUGUAUGAUAUGGAUCUUUCACACAACCAAUUGACUGGUUCUAUACCAAAGCGAUUUAGGGAUUUACCUGGACUGGAUUCUAUGGAUUUGUCUUUUAAUCAGUUAUCAGGAGACAUUUCAAAAAGUAUAGAACGUCUUAGGCCUAGAAAUACUUUAAGGCUUUGUUCCAACAAAUUCUCAGGAAGAAUUUCUACUGAAUUUGUAAAGUUGACAUACGAAGAGAAUUGCUUUGACGAGUCCAAUCUUUGUUCUACAUCCAACAACUUAUACAUCCCCGGCCUACCAAGCUGCUCCUCUGGUGAUGAGGUUCGAAAAUCUUCGAAACCAAAACACUUGAUUAUUCCUAUUGUAGGAGUUGGGGUAGCUACACAGUUAUCAUGGAUCUUUUACAGAACAAGAAAGCAUUGGUGGAAAACAAAGAAGCAGAAUGUCAAAGAUGACAUGAAGUUCAUUUCAUUUCAAAAGUUGAAGGUGACUACAGAAGACAUUUUAUCUAGCUUGAAAGACGAAAACAUAAUAGGAAAUGGAGGAUCAGGGAAGGUCUAUCGAGUUGUGAUCGACCAAACAGGCAAUACUUACGCUGUUAAAAGCAUAGGGCAUGGAAAAAAAUCAGGUGAAAGACCCCAAAAGGAGUUCCUGGCAGAAGUUAGAACACUUGGUAGCAUUCGACACAACAACAUUGUCAAGCUCAUGUGUUGCAUCUCAAGUGUAGACAGAAAGCUUCUAGUCUAUGAAUACUUUGAGAAACAAAGCCUCGACAAGUGGCUUCACAGAAAGAAAAGAGAAGCGUCACCCGGUCAAAGUAGUACCCCAUCCCUGGAUUGGCAAAAGAGAUUAAAAAUAGCCACUGGUGCAGCUCAAGGACUCAGCUAUAUGCACCACGACUGUACUCGACCCAUCAUUCAUAGAGACAUUAAGUCCAGCAAUAUACUUCUGGACUCAGAAUUCAAUGCAAAAAUAGCAGAUUUUGGACUAGCAAAAAUACUAUCCAGGCGGGAUGAUAAUCCUGAGACAGCUUCUGCUAUUGCUGGAACAUUUGGUUACAUUGCACCAGAGUAUGCCUCGACAUUCAGAGUGAAUAUAAAGACAGAUAUAUAUAGCUUCGGAGUGGUGCUAUUAGAAUUAACAACAGGGAGACAACCCAUUCUCAGGGAGGAGCAAAUGAAUCUGGCACAAUGGGCUCAACAGCGUUACAGAGAUGGAAAUUUCAUUGUUGAGGCCCUUGAUGAAGAAAUCAUGGAAACAAGUAAUGUGGAACAAAUGAGAGGUGUUUUUAAACUAGGACUGAUGUGUACUGGAGCAACACCAUACGGUAGGCCGUCAAUGAAGGAGGUCUGCAACAUUCUUCAAAGCUUCAGAGACACCAUAUUUUGAGAAAACAGAAUGUUUAGCCUUACAUGGAUAAAUGUAGUUGUAUUUUUUUAACAGAAUGAGAAAGUCUCAAUAGCCUCAGCUGGUUUAAGUGGUGUCAAACACAAGGGCUUGUAAGCUUUACCUUAGAAUGUAAUUCCUUGUUCAUAAUUGAGAUGUCGCGAGGCAAGAGCUAAGUGUCUUGGCAAUUACAGUUUAUGUAUAUAUCAUUCGGGAGAUUAGACAGAUUUUAAGCACACUGAGCAUUAAGGUCUAACAAUGCUUUAGGAAAGUAAUCAUGAUAUCCGCAUGGAGGUUAGAAUCAUAUCUUCUUCUUUUUUUAACUCUUCAGAACUCCCUAAGGAAGCUUUUGGAACUUACAGGUUUGAUGAACUGCAAAUGCCUUCUUUCAGAUAUAAAUCCUUCUCAUGAUACAUGGGGAUAAUCUUGUAGGAAGUCUAGUUCUUUUAGUUAAGUUGAAUGGGAUCGUCCAUUUUCGAAAAGGGGGCACAACUUGAAGGCAUAAUUGAUUGGAAAAAAAAUAAUCGAAAGAUAUAGGAGAGUGUUUUUUAAAUGAAUAAGUCCUUAUUGUAGUUGAGGAGAUGAUAAUCAACUUCAAGAAGAACUUUCAUCUCAAAAUACUAAAAAAAAGUUUUUCAUACUAUCAAUGUUAUUGAAUUGCCUCUGCAUAUGAAUAUACUUCAUAAUAAAUGUGGGACUUCUCACCGCGAAUCUGAAUUUAGUUAAACCUCAAUGCAUGUACCGGACAUUGGGUGAAAACAAAAAAGGAUAGUAUGAAAAACUAUCCCAAGUGUUGCAAACCUAUUAGCUGGAACUGUCCUCGCACUGAAUGUAGAAAUGCAAUAUUGAUGGCUCCUCUAAUGAAAAUCCAGACCCCAGAUCGUGGACCUUUUUGUAUCAGAGAUAUUAUGGGAGAGUUAAUUUAUGCUACUACUAAUGUCAUGAAUCAUGAUUAACACUACUAGCCUAUGUGCUGAGGCUAAAGCAAUAGAAAAGGAGUUGGAAUAUUCUGUGAGCCAUCAAUACAACCUCUUAUAAUAGAGACUGAUUCAACCAAGUUGCGGAUUUUUUAGCUAAUUAUGUGUUCAUUAUCAAUAUCUACUAUAUGAAGCAAAGAAAUUAUUGAACAUUGAUAAGCAACAAGUUCCCGGGUGAUAUUUUAAAAAAAAGGCAGGAACUAGCAACAAGAACAACAAGCAGGCUACUCAAUCAACUAUCACAAUAGACUAUCCAUACAAAAUAUACAAAUCUUCAUGAGUACAACCAGAGUAAUAACAAAAUACAGAUGGUGAAAUUAACUUGACAAAUCCUCCAAAUAUUUUCUUAUCAAAAGUGGUAUCAAUCUCAAACAAGGUUCAAUCUUUUGGGGAGGAAAUAUUAGAGGACUAUCUCGGGGGUUUUUGACACUUUACUCGCUUCUUGGAAACUAUUUUGAGGAUGGUAACAUGUUACACCCCAACUUAGGGAUGCAACUAGCACCUGGUGCGACACUUGACCCUGAGUCGAUCCUUGCUGGACAACUACGCUACCAACAUAACACCAGCCACAAAAUCAAAAAAACAAACAAGUAUAUUUCAACUUAAAAAUAAGGCCUCUAUCGGCAAGGACCCUGUCAACAUAAUCUUCAAUAAACUCAACUACUCCCAGCAAUUCAUAUAGAAUAGAAACUAAAUCAUUUAUUGCCCGUCAAGGUCACUGUUAUAUCUAGAAACAUAUAAACUGAACACAUAUAGUCAUAUAUGAUUAAGGCCAACAAGCCACUAAGCUAAAAGGGCAAAACAACAAGGCCAGCAUAGCCAACAACACACAUCUAUUCAAUCGAAAGUUUGCAAGCCUCUAAGAGUAAUAUACUUGGUCGGGACCCUUAUACUUCCUGUCCCGACCUACCUAUUAGUUGAAUAUGACAAAACACUA
Messenger RNA from Solanum tuberosum (potato), 3302 nucleotides. Its product is annotated as LRR receptor-like serine/threonine-protein kinase HSL2. The record is from RefSeq and is a predicted model, not a curated record. Gene Ontology annotation, biological process: protein phosphorylation. Gene Ontology annotation, molecular function: protein kinase activity; protein binding; ATP binding. Bases 3 to 1391 code for a protein of 462 amino acids. The transcript has 2 exons. NCBI's taxonomy places the organism in Eukaryota, Viridiplantae, Streptophyta, Magnoliopsida, Solanales, Solanaceae.